AAAAAAUAGUUGUGUCAACUGAAUAUUUUAUGGAUUUCACUAAAUUUUAUUUCUUUUCAACUAGUAUAAUGUAGUUGAUUUAACCACUAAAUAUCAAUUGAUUAGAUUAAAUAUUUAUUUUAGUCUAAUUAUUUUUAUGCGCAUACUCUGACUCAUGGGCCUACAUUUGAAGGUUGCUUGUUAACAAUCAGUGUAUAUGAAUAUAUAUAUACAUAUAUAUCCACGGAGAAAAAAUUCCGUUAAUUUUUAUUUAAAAAUCCAUACACAAAUUACCUUACUGGUCAAGAAUGUGAGUUCAAACUUACUAAAAAGUAAAAAGUAAUGAUCAACAUACAAAAAUUAUAAGUUACAUAGGAAAACAAGUUUAUUUAAGGUUAGUGAUAAUUUUGUUAGUUAUAUGGGCAUUUCUCUGUAAACUGGGCAACUCGUUGUCUCAGGCCAAUAUUGUAUAGUAAAAUUACACAUAAUAUCUGUUUCUUAGGUAACUAUGAAAGAUAAGAACCUAAUCUAUCUCUACUCACUGUUUAAUAUUUAUGAAAAUAAACUUUAUUGUAUCAAAAUUGUUUUAAUAGGUCUCCAAAACCAGUCCCCUGGUGUGUCACCAAACCACUUUACUUACUCCAGAUUAAAAUAAUGAAAAGAAAAACUAGUUGAAACAAUAAAAUUGUAUGAUUAUACAAACAAUAUUUUUUGAUUGUUCGCGAGUUCUGUUCAUUUUUAAUAAAUAUUAAUUUUAUAAUAUUAAAAAAGUUAAUUCAAGUUUGUCUCCACAUUUUGUAAACAGUUCCCCUGUCCAUAUUUCAAAUUACGCGGAAUGUAGUAUAAAAGUUAAACAACAGCAUUACUGCGUGUAACGGAACGCAAACGAUCUGAAGUUUGGCGCGGUAGCUGCCAUUCCGCUCAGAUGGCAUUUUAUUUAGUGCUACACGAGCGUCCCUCCGUGGAAGUCACGUCAUAACCUGUCGGCCACCAGUCCUCUGGUAACACACCUGUUUAGAGUAUGGCGCCAAGAAAGAAAAAGCUCUCUAAGGAAGAGAUUUUACAAAGAAAAAGAGAAGCUGAGCGAAAGAGAUACGAGCGUAUUAAAAACGACCCGCAGAAAAGGGAAGAGCUUAGAGAAAAAGAACGCCUUAAAUACCUUAAAAAAAAAGAAAAGGGAACAAGAAAGCUUGUUGAAAACAUGACUUUACGCGAAUAUCGGGAGGCAAAGAAGAAGUGGCGAAAGCAUUGUACGAAAUAUCGUAAUAAGAAAAAAGUGUUAGCAAAUAUUACGAACUCGUUUGUGAGAGAAAAUACUCCAGAUUCUGAUGCAAGUAAUUCAUGUCGAAUGUCAACAUCUGAAGUUCUUGAAUUAGUUAAAACAAAAAUUGAUAGAAACAAGUUACUAAGACAUAAAAUAAAAAAGAAAAAAGAUGAAGAAAUUAAAGCUCUGAAGAAGAAAGUUUUGAAGUACAAGAACCGCCUAUCGCGGUUGAAGAAGGAAGAAAAUACUAAAGAUACACCAAAUACUAAGUUACAGAAAAUGGCAGAUACUCCAGAGUGUAGGAAAGAUCUAGUCAAAAGGGCACUUUUCGGUGAAGUGUUGAAACAACAAUUGCAAGAUAAUUUCUCAGAGAUGAAAACACUAAAAGAAAAAAGGCUUCUAACAAAAAUAGUUUCGGGAAAGAUUGUUGAUAAAUAUAAGUUAUGGCGAAUGAAAAACGCAGGUGUGAUAACCUAUAAGAGAAUUAAAAUGGGAAAAACGUCUCAUCAAAUGGCAAGGAAAAAAAACAUUUCAGAAGAAUGUGUAAAAGCAGUUGUAAAUUUCUUCGAAGAUGAUUCUAACAGUAGACAAGGAGCGGGAAAAAUAGAAUUUAUCACUAGAAAAGCGGAACGGAAACAAAAGCGAUACAGGCUUGAUUCAUUGCUUGGCUUAUAUACGAAAUUUAAACAACAGAACAGCAAUUUUAAACUAAGUUACCAAACUUUUUUUAGACUACGACCAUUUUGGAUUGUCAUGCCCAACGUUGACAGACGUGAUACUUGUUUGUGCAUUAAUCAUGCAAAUAUAGACUUGAAAUUAUCAGCUUUAUUCAAUGGAAAGAUUUUAAAUUAUUACAGCCAUCAAAAAUUGCUGCAGGAGAUAUGUUGUGACCGCUAUAAUGAGAAGUGUUUGUCUCGAGAAUGUAAAAAGUGCGUUGAUAAGAAUCCUGCAUAUAAAGAAUUUGACGAUAGAAAACCAAUCAUUUACAAAAAAUGGGUAAUAGAAAAAAAAGAUUUUAUAGACGCAAAAUCGAAAAAGACUCGUCGAGUAACAAAAUACAUUAAGAAGUCUUUCAAUGUGAAACCCCGCGAACUCAUUACAGAAUUGCAAGGAGAUCUAGCGAACUUUCUGCUUCACGAAAGAAAUAUUGUACACCAGUUCAGUGCUAUAAAAAACAUAAAAGUAAGUUGACAGAAGAAGAUGUUCUAAUACAUAUGGACUUCUCUGAAAAUUACUCCACUAAAUACUGUCAAGAAAUUCAGGCUUUCCAUUUUGGCGGGUCACGUACACAGAUUAGUCUACACACAAUAGUAAUAUAUUUGAAAGAAAAUAUUAAAUCUUAUUGCACAAUCUCUACAAAUGUUUCUCAUUCUCCAGCUGCCAUUUGGGCUCAUCUGGAUCCAAUUUUUAAUGAUUCGCCACCUGAAAUUAAAAACCUUCAUUUCUUGAGCGAUGGUCCAGUAACUCAGUAUCGAAAUAAAACAAUGUUUUACAUCAUGGCGAUAAAAAUACCAAAACGACUUCCCCAUGUACAAAAAUUUACUUGGAACUAUACGGAGAGUGGCCAUGGUAAAGGUGCUCCGGACGGCAUUGGAGCUACAUGCAAGAGGACUGCUAAUGCCGUGGUUGCUGCAGGAGGUGAUGUCGAAAAUCUGGAUAAAUUUGUCGAAGCCAUUAGAGAUGUCCUAAAAUUAGUUUGAGCAUUAUACUAGAUGAUGCAAUUAAAGAAAUGAGUGCUGAAAUCGAACGAGAAGCAACCAAAGUGAAAAAUUUUGUAGGCACUCUCAAAGUACAUCAGGUUACUGGAAAAUUUUAUAAUUCUUUGGGUAUAAAAUCGAAUCCUCUUGAGAUAGUGAUGAAAAAGCUAAGUUGCUUUUGUGACAAUGAUUGUUGUCUACACUUUAAUAUCGGAAAAUUAAUUUAUGAAGGCAAGACAAAACUUAUGGUGGAAGAUGUGUUCACCGAAUCAGAAUCUGAGAAUGAAGCUGGGCCUAGUUUGGCUUCAGUGAAAGCAUUUAACACUGGUGACUAUAUCCUUGUCAAAUUGCUUGGCAAGAAUAUAGAAUAUAGAUAUGUGAGCGUUAUUGACAAGAUUGAUGAAGAAGAUGGCGAAAUCCGUGUCACAUUCUUAAAGCUCUGUGAUGAUAAAGGCCAAAUAUUUAGAUUCGAUCAAGACGAUGUUGCAGAUAUUACAAUAGACCAAGUGGUACAGACACUUCCCCAUCCAAAUAUAUAUUUAAAAGGGAAUAGAAUAUUUUAUAAAUUUGACACUUCUGUUGAUGUUUUUGAAAAACAAUAAGACUUUCUUUCACUUCUUUAUGUGAUAUUUUUAUGAUUAUCUUCUAUUAUA
Molecule: messenger RNA, 3593 nt
Organism: Chelonus insularis
Lineage: Eukaryota; Metazoa; Arthropoda; Insecta; Hymenoptera; Braconidae
Exons: 2
Coding region: 1001-2434 (477 amino acids)
Source: RefSeq, a predicted model, not a curated record